AUGCCGUCUGAUCAGAGCACCUGGCUCGUCGCCGUCCCGCACGACGGCGACGCAGACGGCCUCCACCAGGAACUCGCCGCACGGCUCCAGGCGGGCUCCAAGAACGCAACCGCAGCCCUCGCGCCCCUCCCCGUCCCGUCCUUCAAGACAGGCACAUUAGAGUCCCUCAUCAGCCUCUCCGAGGAGCUCCCAAAGACAGACGCUUUCUUCACCGCAACCGUCGCAAAGGCCGUCGACACCCUCCGCAACCUCCUCAACAACGACCCCACAAAGCUCCGCCAGCACGUCCAGGUCAACGAAGAGCCCGUCGAUGAAUACCUCCUCCGCGGCUGGCACUGGAACGACGGCCGCUAUGGCGUGCAGCGCCCGCUUAGGGACAUGGUCGACGUCCUGAACAAGGAGAUGGCUUCAAUAGACAACGUCAUGAAGGCAAAGCUCAACAGCUACAACCUCGCCAAGGGCUCCCUCGUCCAGAUGCAGAGGAAGAAGACCGGAAACCUCUCCGUCCGCUCCCUCGCCGACGUCGUCAAGAAGGAGCACUUCAUCGGCGACUCCGAGUACAUGCAGACUGUCAUCGUCGCCGUCCCAAAGAACCUCGUCAAGGACUGGAACACCAAGUACGAGCGUCUGACGCCCAUGAUCGUCCCCCGCUCGUCGACGCCCAUCGCCUCCGACGACGAGUACUCGCUUUUCUCGGUGGUCGUCUUCAAGAAGGUGUACGAGGACUUUGUCAACAAGUGCCGCGAGAACAAGUACAUCGUCCGCGAGUUUGUCUACUCCGACGAAGCGCUAGACAAGCAGCGCGAAGAGCUCGAGCUCGCAGACUCGACCGAGAAGGAGCUCUGGACGGAGCUCCUCCAGCUCUCGCGCACCAACUUCUCCGAGGCGUUCCAGCUCCUCGUGCACAUCAAGGUCCUCCGCCUCUUCGUCGAGAGCGUCCUCCGGUACGGCCUCCCCGCGACCUACACGGGGUUCGUCAUCAAGCCCGAACCGAAGGCGACGAAACGCACGCUCCAGACGCUCCAAGCGCAGCUCGCCUACCUCUCGCGGCGCGCCAACCCCAGCUCCAAGGGCAAGGGCAAGGCGAAGGGCGACGGAGGAGGGGAGACGGGCGACUUUGCGGGCGAGUACCAGACGCUGAUGGAGCAGGAGUACUUCGACUUCGUGCUCUUUGAGGUGCCGUGGAUCGUUUUGUAG
Fomitopsis serialis is the source of this 1197-nucleotide messenger RNA. Its product is annotated as ATPase V1 complex subunit C. The transcript is spliced from 8 exons. Gene Ontology annotation, molecular function: proton-transporting ATPase activity, rotational mechanism. NCBI's taxonomy places the organism in Eukaryota, Fungi, Basidiomycota, Agaricomycetes, Polyporales, Fomitopsidaceae. The record is from RefSeq and is a predicted model, not a curated record. The coding region runs from base 1 to 1197 and encodes 398 amino acids. Gene Ontology annotation, cellular component: vacuolar proton-transporting V-type ATPase, V1 domain. Gene Ontology annotation, biological process: proton transmembrane transport.